Messenger RNA from Paramisgurnus dabryanus, 3163 nucleotides. The record is from RefSeq and is a predicted model, not a curated record. NCBI's taxonomy places the organism in Eukaryota, Metazoa, Chordata, Actinopteri, Cypriniformes, Cobitidae.
AUGCGCUAUGCUCCUGAAAACACAUCAGUGUCUGUUUUUCCAUCUAACUCUGUACUGGAGGGCAGUUCAGUGACUUUGAUCUGCAGCAGUGAUGGAAAUCCAGCAGUGUUCAACUACACCUGGUACAGAGAGAAUGGAGGACAGCUGGAGGAGCUGCAGACUGGAUAUAAUCUCACCUUCAAUGUGACUGAUCGUACACACACAGGACUCUACUACUGUCAAGCCAGAAACCAACAUGGCACCCAAAACACAUCAGUGUUGCUGGACAUUCAGUAUGCUCCUGAAAACACAUCCGUGUCUGUGUUUCCAUCUAACUCUGUACUGGAGGGCAGUUCAGUAACUUUGAUCUGCAGCAGUGAUGGAAAUCCAGCAGUGUUCAACUACACCUGGUACAGAGAGAAUGGAGGACAGCUGGAGGAUCAGACUGGAUAUAAUCUCACCUUCAAUGUUACUCAUCGUACACACACAGGACUCUACUACUGUCAAACCAAAAACCAACAUGGCACCCAAAACACAUCAGUGUUGCUGGACAUUCAGUAUGCUCCUGAAAACACAUCAGUGUCUGUGUUUCCAUCUAAUCCUGUACUGGAGGGCAGUUCAGUGACUUUGAUCUGCAGCAGUGAUGGAAAUCCAGCAGUGCUCAACUUCACCUGGUACAGAGAAAAUGGAGAACAGCUGCAGACUGGAUAUAAUCUCACCUUCAAUGUGACUGAUCGUACACACACAGGACGCUACUACUGUCAAACCAGAAACCAGCAUGGUACCCAAAACACAUCAGUGUUGCUGGACAUUCAGUAUGCAGCCAAAAUCUCUCUCUUCAUCUGUAACAGAACUGAUGUAACUGUGUGUUUGUGUGAGGCUCAUGGGAAUCCCUCUCCUAAAGUGGACUGGUUUCUAUCUGGACGUCCUGUCAGUAACUCUACAAACACAUUCAUCAGUGAGGAGCGAUUGAGCAGCACAGACUUGAGGAGCUUCAUUUCUCUCCAUCAGUCACUUACACACACAGACACUCUGCAGUGUGUCAUCAUAAACACUCACAGCAUCGCCAGUCAUCAGAUUCAACUGCUUCACUGUUCUCAUGAGACAAGUUUCAGUCUUUUCUCUGUGCUGAUUGGAGCUGCUAUUGGAGCUUCAGUAAUGAUGAUCUUGUGGGUCAUUCAACAUCUCUGUAAUCGAUCCUUAAAGUCAAGACGAGAAGAUACCACUGGACUUGUUCUGACUGACAGGGAGAACGAAGAACCUGUUUAUGGCAAUAAAACUGACGAAGAAACCUCAAUGAAUUGCCAAGAAUCCCUUCAUUAUUCCUCCAUUGACUUCACAAACACCCAAAUAGAGUCAGAAGAGAUCAGAGGCGUCUCCUCACUUACUGCUGAUUAUGCUGUUCUCCGACAUUAUUCAGGACAAGAGGAAGCAAAGAGCUCUGUGGGAAGCGUUAAACCUCUGGACAACAGCAACAUAUCAACAGUUAAGAUAACAUACAGUAAAGCAAGAGAUCUACAAUUUAACAUCAGUACAGACACUGAGCAAGAUCAGUCAAAGAAAACUGAUUUGCAGUCAGAUGAAGAUAUUUAUGCUGAAGUAAAACGCUGCCACCUAAAGAACUAAACGGUCACUUUCUAAAAUUUGGAAUUUUGUGCCAUUUCACGAGUUCGCCCUUACAUCUAAUCUGAUUGCGAAAGUAAGCAUAUUUUGGCGUGCUGUCCUGGGGGAGGGCUCAGGAUCCGGAGUGAAGCUCGAACUCCGAAUCCAGGGUAUGGCCCGAACCCGGAGAACUCCCCCAUCCCAAACUGGGAUAGAACAGAUUAGAGUGGCGAGUUGGGGUGGUGGAGGGAUAUCCGAAAACAAUCACGAUAGACUGAGGUAGGUAGGAUGUCUGUAUAUGUAGGCUGCGACCUUCUAAGCAUGCGACCUUAAAUAUGAGCACUCGGUCUUUCAAGGUGGCAGCCUCAGAAAUCCGCGAAGAGAACUGAAAUGAGACGGUCUAACCUUCGGACGACCCAUAAUUGGCGUCACCUGCGCCUGUCAGCAGGACAUAGCGGAAACGUUUCUGACUUAUUAAAAUAAAUAUGAAAUCAGAAAAAUAUUAAUUUAGUUUAGAAAAUAUGACACGUUGAUGUAGAUUAAACUAUUUAACAGUAUAUUCAAUUAAAUUAAUCAAACUUAGAAAUAUAUGCAUCAUAAAAAUAAUAAUAAUAUUAACACAAAACAUAACUUAUAAUACUAAAACAGUGACAAACUUUUUUUGAUAAAUACACACUUUUAUUUAAUGAAGGUUUUAAUUGUUUAUUUUAGAAUAUCCAGCUGCCGUUGCAGGCGCGCAAUGAAUCUUGGGAUAUCCUCGGCUGUUAAGGAUCCAUUCGUUCUAUCCUUAACAGCGCGGAGAAAUGAGGACGCAUUUUGAGGCUUCAUUCUAAGCAUCCUUCGAAUUGGGACGGCCUUACCAGCCUGAAGUCGCGCUGCUGUGACGCAAUCGGUCUUAAAAUACGUCCUUAGAAGGUCGCAGCCCCUGAAUUGGGACACAGCUGUAGUGUUUGGCUGAUUACCAAAUUAGAUGCACCUGUGCUUGAUUAGUUAAUUAUCUGAUCGUGCUCCUCCCGAACCUUGUUAAUAAAACAUCAUAACAUUUUAAAUUUUAAACAGUCAUUCCAAAGAUUUAAAAAAAUAUUUCUACAGAGACUAAUUGUGAUUAUUGUGCAAUUAACAUGAUUUUUUGUUUUUCCUUUACAUGUAUUAUUGUGUGUGUAUAAUAUUUUUCGUAGUUGAAUUUAAUUAUUUUCUUUAAUCUAUGAUUGUAGGGAUCCUCAAGCAUAUUAAAAUUAAAAUCAUAAACUUUUGUUAGGUUUGAAAAUAUAUCUACAGGAAUAUGCUGAUGUGAAUAUUAAUAGAUUAAAAACACCCUUGGAUAAAACAACAAUAGCAAUAUUCAAUGAAAACUUUGCAAUGUUUAUUCAUUGUUAACCUUGAUUAUUUUGAGUUAUUUUAUUAUUUUUUAAUUGUUGUUUUGUGUGCUCUAUGAUUGUGUGUGUUGAAUAUAAACAUGAAUAUAAAAUUGAAAUUAACAAGUUUAUUUCCUCAUUAUUUUAACUUUAAUAACUGUACUGGGACCAGUAGAGGGCAGCUUUAUGCAUUCAGUAAGUUGUUUGCUUCCUUGAUGUCACCAACG